GAAAAAGGAAGGCUCCAACCCUCUCUUUAUAACGCGCUUCAGAGAACGCUUGAGGUUCAUCAAUGGCGCGCUUCAGGAACAAGAGGGGAAGGGCGCCGGCGAAGUCGCCGGGGAUGAAGAAGCCGCCGGGCGUGAACCAAGUGACGGGGGAGAAGGUGCCCAAAAGCAUCGUCUUUGGGAGGGGGAAGUUGCCGGGUCAUUUGAAGCAGCUUGAACACGAUCUUCGCAAACUCAUGCUUCCUCAUACCGCGUUGAAAUUAAAGGAAAAGAAACGAAAUAAUCUCAAGGACUUCUUAAACAUUGCAGGGCCUAUGGGUGUUACGCAUUUUCUUAUAUUGUCAAAUCCAAAGAGCAUACCACAUCUACGUGUUGCGAGGACUCCUCAAGGCCCAACCCUUACCUUUGAAGUAUGUGAAUAUGCACUUGCUGCUGAUGUGGCUCGAUCACAGGCUCAUCCACGGUGUCCUCAAGGAUUAUUCCAAAAUUCUCCCUUGAUUGUUCUCUCUGGUUUUGGAAAUGGGGCUAAACACCUGAAGCUCACAACCAUUAUGUUUCAGAACAUCUUUCCCGCCAUUGAUAUCAAUACUGUCAAGCUUUCAUCAUGCCAGAGGAUUGUAUUGCUAAAUUAUAACAGUGAAACAAAACUUAUUGAUUUUCGGCAUUAUUCCAUCAGACUACAACCUGUAGGGGUCUCCCGUAGGAUUAGAAAAUUUGUGCAAAAUCAUCAGGUGCCAAACUUGAGGAAUCUCAAAGAUGUGAGCGACUUUGUUACCAAGGCUGGUUAUGGCUCGGAAAGUGAAGCUGAUGAAGAAGCAGCAACUGUAAAUUUGGUUAGUGACCUUAGUAGAGUAAACCGUGCUUCUACAAAAAGUGCUGUCAAACUUCAAGAGAUUGGACCUAGAAUGACACUCCGAUUGGUUAAAGUUGAGGAAGGCCUCUGUUCUGGAAGUGUAAUUUUCUCUGAAUACGGAAAAGAAGCCAUUGCAGAAGAGGCUCAAGGAGCAAGCGACGAAGAAACUGAAGAUUAAGUUUUCACUAUCUUGAUUCAGAGUUCAAAAGCAGAACCCCAUGCCGAAGAAUAUCACUGCAGGAGUGAUUAUGUGGUUACUCCAUGCGGGCAUUCGAUUUGCUGCUAUUAGAAUGGCUUGAACAUCCCUUUGAUUAUUGUGUUAAUUUAAGUUGUUCGAUUAGAGUUUUUCACUGUGUGUUUUCACCCUUUACAGUAAGAGCUAUUUUUUGUCUGAGGAGUUUAUUGGUUACUUACAGCAGUGAAAAUGGUUCCUAAUGAAUGUAGGAGUUGAUGUCUAA
Dioscorea cayenensis subsp. rotundata (Guinea yam) is the source of this 1308-nucleotide messenger RNA. Its product is annotated as peter Pan-like protein. Gene Ontology annotation, cellular component: preribosome, large subunit precursor. Gene Ontology annotation, biological process: rRNA processing; ribosomal large subunit assembly. The coding region runs from base 63 to 1028 and encodes 321 amino acids. The transcript has 7 exons. The record is from RefSeq and is a predicted model, not a curated record. Gene Ontology annotation, molecular function: rRNA binding. NCBI's taxonomy places the organism in Eukaryota, Viridiplantae, Streptophyta, Magnoliopsida, Dioscoreales, Dioscoreaceae.